Messenger RNA from Linnemannia hyalina, 1611 nucleotides. Lineage: Eukaryota; Fungi; Mortierellomycota; Mortierellomycetes; Mortierellales; Mortierellaceae. The record is from the annotation of a GenBank genome assembly.
AUGGUGCGCUUCCGGACACAAAUGAAGCACUUGUUGAUAGUCCUCGCCCUAUUCUACUUCAUAUCCCUAUUGCUCCUCAGUCACUCCAGCAAAAAGCCCUCUCAUCGCCAUCACUCCUCCAAGGCUAGGAUUCUCCCUCGCGACGCAGACGAGUCGUUGGCCAGGUUCAUCCGGAAACUGCCCCUCAAGGACCGGUUUGAAAUCGAACGACGACAUAUCAGCUACAACCUCCGUCUUGGCCAACGCGACGAAUACGACUCGGCAAAGUGUGGCAGCUGGCCUGUGCACUACCUCCGGACUAAACAACAGCAACAGCAGCAGCGGCAUGGCGGUACAGAGCAGCAGGAGUGGCGGUCCAUUGUUCAUUCGUGUGCCAAAGGCGAGAGCUGUGGACAGAUCUCGGAUCGAUUGAUGUCAGCAGCUAGUUUGUUCAUGGUCAGUCUGUUGACAGAUCGGGAGUUCUUUAUCGAUUGGGAGGGAUAUCCUCUGUUCUCUGUCUUCAGGACGCCAUUCUUGAACCUACAGGCGCCUGCAGCAACCUCAGAUGUCAGCACCGAUGCACUGCAACAAAAACAAGAACCAUUAUCACUUUCUCUGUUGAACUGGAAGGCGGAAGAUCUAGAUUUGGUGUUUGGCAUUAGGUCAUUGAGCACAUAUCUCGACACCAAGACAAGGACACGGUCAGGACACCAGACUGCACGCAAGACGCACGACCAAUUGAUCGUCGCGCCUCAGGUCAGGAUCCAAACAAACCGAGGGCUUGUACAGAGGAUCAUGACGGACACGUCCUUCAGCGAGCGACUCGAGAGCAUGGGAUUACAUCAGCACAAUGCAUACGAAUGCAUCCUGUCGUUUCUGUUUCGGCCCACAUGGACGACUCAGGAACUUAUUCACCAAUACCGCGCAGUGUUCAAGACACCCGGCGUGACCACCAUUGGUAUCCACCUUCCCUCGGGGGACGCUGACCUCCAGUUUACGCUGAAGGAGUACGAGCACUCGAUGCCUUGCGCCCAGAACCUUUCGAGGGAGAUCAGGCUCCGGAAUAGGAACCCGGAUGGGCGUGUGCUGUAUAUGAUCUUUACAGACUCGAUCCAUAUGCGGAACAAGAUUCAAAAAGAGUACGGCGACAAGCUCAACCUGAUCUUUCCCCCGGCUCCUCAGCAGCAGCCACAGCUCCGUCUUGAGAAAGGUCUGAAGAAGAGAGCACCAGGAGAACGAGGAGGAGGAGGAGGAGCUUACUCUCCCUUUGACCCUGCUGCGCCCAUCUCUGCACACGACGAGGAUUCGACACUGCUGAGCAGUUACCUCUUCUCGGAGACGGACUACCAGAUCAUCACCUCGUCCAGCUUCAGCAAGUUGGCACUCUUCCGGAAGGGAGCCUCGGGUCGAAGAUCAGCCGUGUUGAUGCCCAACAAGGCCGAGUGGGCACUGUUCCGAGAGAGCCACCGGUCGUCAUCAUCGCGCGUCGGGGACGAGGAAGAAGGAGGAGGAGGAGGAGUCAAUUCGCCCCCGUCAACGGCGUUUCAGGGGAUUCGAUUGCCUGAUUGUUCGAGGAUGAACGAUGCGAUUACACCGUGGGAUGAGAUCGCGUCGUUCGGCACCCUCGGAUAG